Messenger RNA from [Torrubiella] hemipterigena, 1539 nucleotides. NCBI's taxonomy places the organism in Eukaryota, Fungi, Ascomycota, Sordariomycetes, Hypocreales, Clavicipitaceae. The record is from the annotation of a GenBank genome assembly.
AUGGCUCCUUAUUUUGGUCUCAAAGGCUCCGCCUUGACUCAGGCUAUCUUAUGGCUUGUUGUCUGCCCGUCCUUUGUCAUAUACGGUUACAAUUUGACUGUUGCUGGCGGCCUCUUGACGCUGCUCUCCUUUGUUGAUGUGUUCCCGCAAAUGAAUACUCUUACAACUACUGGUGAGACGCAACGAUAUAACUCGACUAUCCAAGGUACUGUUCUCGCUCUGUACAAUGUGGGUGGUAUUUUUGGAGCGCUGUCCUGCAUCUAUCUCGGUGAUCUUCUUGGCCGCAAGAAAGUCAUCUUCCUCACAUCCAUCAUCAGCAUUGUUGGCGCUGCGCUGAUGGCUUCGUCGUUUGGCUUACCCCAGUUCAUCAUAGCGCGUCUUGUGGUAGGAUUCGGUAAUGCCGGAUUACUAGCAACAGUACCCGUCUGGCAGGCUGAAAUUGCAAAGGCAAUCAACAGAGGAUCCAGCGUCGUCACUACUGGUAUCUUCAUGGGCGUUGGUGUCUGUGUUGGCCUCUGGAUCGACUUUGGCUUGUACUUUGUCAAGGACAGUUCGGUGUCUUGGAGAUUCCCCCUUGCUUUCCAGCUCCUCUUUCUCAUUCCAUCCACGUCCGCCAUCAUGUUUUUGCCCGAGUCUCCACGUUGGUUAAUCAAGAGUGGCCACGAAAAGGAAGCAACCAACAUCCUCGCCAUUCUGCACGAGGAAGAAAUCCAUUCCGAAGUUAUUUGCAACGACGUUCGCGAUAUCCAGCAGUCUCUAUCCCUGUGCCAAAACCAGUCAUGGACGGCCAUGUUCACCAUGGGUGAGCAGCGCUUCUUCCAUCGCACUGUGCUUGGCUUCCUGGCUGGUAUGUUCCAGCAGCUCAACGGUAUCAAUGUCAGCUCCAUCUAUGCGACAACCAUUUUCGAACAGUAUUUGCACAUGGAUGCUACAAAGUCACGCAUUCUCGCUGCUUGCAUGUGUAUGAUGCAGAUCUUUGGUGGCUAUGUCACCUACUACACUAUUGACCGCUUGGGACGCCGACGCCUCAUGCUCAGCGGUUCGGUAGGCAUGGCAAUUUGCAUGGCACUUUUGGCGGGCACUACGUCCGUGACGGAUAACACAGGAGCCCUGGUAGUUGCUGUAAUUGCUCUCUACGGAUUCCAGUUCAUCUUUACAGUCGGCUGGGCCGGUAUUGUCUUCUUGUAUGCUGCCGAGGUGGCGCCUCUGCAGCUCAGAGCCGCUAUCAGUGCGCUCGCGACAACGGCCAUCUGGACUAUGGCCUUUUUGCUGGCUGAGAUUACGCCCAUUGGCUUCAACACGAUUGGCUACAACUACUGGACCAUCUUUGCGCUAAUCAAUGCAGUCGUAAUCUUCCCUGUGGUUUACUUUUUCUUUCCCGAAACAAGUGGCCGAAGCCUGGAGGAAAUUGACGAAAUCUUCCUUCAGUCCAAGAGCAUCUGGGAUCCCGUCAGGCUUGCCAAGAUUCUCCCCAAGAUGCAGACGACAGAAGGCACAAGCUCACCGCCUACCGAAGAAGAAAAGAAUAUCUCUAGUUAG